CACUCAAAAAACAAUAUUUUUCUUCACAUUUCUUUACCUCAACAUUUCUUUCUUCCUCAUUAUCAUUUGUGGAUGGCACGAUUGGCCUCCCUAUUCCAUGGCAAAGAGUUCUAUCUCUUCCUCAACAUAUCCUUCCUUCUCCUCCUUUCUUUCUACCUCGCAUCCCAAUUUUAUCCCUCUGAUUCUCAUUUCCAGCUCAAUCAGUUCAAACAAUCCAGUAGCAACAUAACCUCAUUCAAGAUCCUGUAUGAAUCAACUGACCAAGAUGCAGGCUGCAGCAACCUCCACAGGUACCAUGAUUACAAAGCUAAGUGUGCAUACCUGAGAUCUGAAAAGGGGUGCCAGCCUGAAGGCUACAUAGACUAUCUCCAGCUCUUCUACUGCAAUUGUGGCAGAUACCCAAUAUUGGGUUACACUGUCCUUGUCCUCUGGUUCAUAGUGCUAUUCUACCUGUUAGGUAACACAACAGCCGAUUAUUUCUGUUCCUCCCUGGACAGACUAUCAAUAGUCCUGAAACUUUCUCCGGCGAUAGCCGGUGCCACUCUCCUUUCUCUUGGCAAUGGUGCCCCAGAUGUAUUCUCUAGUAUUGUCUCUUUUGUGGGUACCGGAGCCGGUGAAGUCGGCCUGAAUAGCAUCUUGGGAGGGGCCUUCUUUGUAUCUAGCAUUGUUGCUGGUAUCAUAAGCAUUUUAGUUGGUCCUCAUAAGAUAUCCAUUGAUAAGUCUAGCUUCAUAAGAGACACUGUUUUCUUCCUUCUAGUUCUUUCUUCUCUCCUUCUGAUCUUGCUUAUUGGGAGAAUUAACCUGUGGGGUGCAAUAACUUUUGUUUCUUUAUACUUUGUGUAUGUGCUUUUUGUAGCAACCACACAUUUCUGCAAUCUCUUUCCCAGGUCUCCUAUAUUGCCCUCUACAAGGAGCUUACUUGCACAUGAAACUGAGGGAUUCAAUGAUUUGGGAGUGCCAUUGGUGGCUUAUGUUGAUGAAGAAAUUCUCAUUCCAAAUGGAAAAGAUGGUAUUCUUGUAGACGGAGAUAAUCUUGUUUCACCAACUUGUUACUACUUUGGCUUGUUUCUGUUGAUUCUGGAUCUUCCUCUUUACUUACCAAGGAGAUUGACAAUACCUGUGGUUUCUGAGGAAAGAUGGUCUAAGCCAUAUGCAGUGAUAUCAGUUACAUUGGCACCACUUCUAUUGACAGCUCUUUGGAACUCUCAAGGAGGAGACAGUAGUGGUCCCAAAACAGGCCUAUUGAUCUAUAUUAUUGGUGGUUUGGCAGGAAUUACUUUUGGGGUCCUUGCAUAUGUGACUACUGACAAUUCCAACCCACCAAAGAAAUACUUACUUCCUUGGCUUGUUGGAGGAUUUUUGAUGAGUGUCACUUGGACUUAUGUCAUAGCUGAGGAACUGGUUGCUUUGUUAGUUUCAAUUGGCCAUGUAUUUAGGAUCAAUCCUUCAAUUCUAGGGCUGACUGUGCUUGCCUGGGGCAACUCAUUAGGGGACUUGAUUGCUGAUAUUGCACUGGCAGUGAAUGGUGGGCCAGAUGGAGUCCAGGUAGCGAUAUCAGGCUGUUACGCGGGGCCCAUCUUUAACACAUUAAUGGGCUUGGGCUUGUCAUUUGUUUUCUCAGCCUGGCAUGCAUACCCAUCUUCCUUUAUCAUCCCCAGGGACUCUUCUCUUUACGAGACUCUUGGGUUUCUGAUGUGUGGCCUGCUUUGGGCCCUAGCUGUCCUUCCAAACAAAAGGAUGAGAAUAGAUAGGACUUUGGGUGCAGGGCUAUUGGUCUUAUACAUCUGCUUCCUUUCUCUUAGGCUGGCCAGGGAAACUGGACUACUUCAACUUCAUGGCUCUGCUUCUUCCAUUGUUCCCUAGAGGGAUGAAGCAUAUAUACUUCACAUAUAUAUAUAUAGAUAUAUAUAUUUUUUUUUGGGAUGUGGGGGGUGGGUGGGAAUUUGUAAUCUUCAUGUCUACCCAUUCUCAAUUACAAGGUAGGACACUCUGAAAUUGUAACCUAUUUUGAAGGGAUGUCUAUCCUACUUUUAUCAGUAAUAUAUAUGUUUCUCAAAAAUGAAAAUUCUUAACCUGAA
Molecule: messenger RNA, 2078 nt
Organism: Macadamia integrifolia
Lineage: Eukaryota; Viridiplantae; Streptophyta; Magnoliopsida; Proteales; Proteaceae
Product: cation/calcium exchanger 1-like
Exons: 1
Coding region: 73-1863 (596 amino acids)
Biological process (GO): transmembrane transport; monoatomic cation transport
Cellular component (GO): membrane
Molecular function (GO): monoatomic cation transmembrane transporter activity
Source: RefSeq, a predicted model, not a curated record